UUUUUGUUUUUGUUUUUGUAAUGCUAACGUUGCCAACAAAGAAGAAGACUCCAAAACGGAUACUAAGUUAGAAUAGAGAACAGCGCGAGAAUCUUCGCGUAACGCUUUCUCAGCACAAAACGCUCGCUGCUGCUGCUGCAGCGUAGCAACUGACGUCGACGCCGUCGCUUCUGUGAAAUAAGUUGCUGACUCAAACAAAAUUUUCAAAUGGAGACAAAGAAUCCCCCGCCUACUGUCACGAGUAGCUAUCAUCAUCAGCGAGCGCCGCGCACACCCGAAAGCUAUUUCAAUGUACCAGAGUCGGUGGCUCUCCUGAACAUCGUCAAGUCGGAGAGAAUUCAGAGCGCGUUCCAAUCGAAUCGCAAGAAUCAUGCGAGUGUUUGGGAAAUGGUCGCCGAGGUGCUGAACCGGUUCAGCGCACGAAAGCGAACGGCCAAGCAGUGUUGCAAUCGGUACGAGAAUCUGAAGAAGAUCUAUACACAGCUGAAGAAGAAUCCGGAACGGCACGUCCGGCGCAACUGGCCGUACAUGUUUCUGUUCAAGGAGAUCGAGGAGCAGCGGGGCGAGUGCUGGGGCUCCAAUGGGAAGCGGCUGGCUCUGAUCAAUAAAAAUCACAAUGAGCUCUCCUACUAUCAGCGGCGCAGGCAGGCCGAGCUGGGUGUACUGCUAACCAAGGACACUCUGACGCCCCAUCAGCACAAUUUGCUGCAGAGCUUGAGCCACGCCCACUCGACAGACUCCUCGCAGAGUGGGGCCAGCAAGAUGGAGCGCGGCUUUAUGCCGAAUCAUUUUGUGGAGACGCAGCUGAGCGAGGGACCCUGCACGAAUGCACCGCUGCCGGUGGGCGUUGGCCAAGUGGGCGUGGCUGGCGUUUACGAUGACAAUCCUUUAGCGAACGCCGUCGCAGCAGCUGCAGCAGCAGUUGCCCAACUGCAGCAACAGCAACAGCAGCAGCAGCAGCAACAACAACAGCAGCAACAACAGCAGCAGCAGCAACCAAAUGGCCAGGAUCAGGAGCAACAGCCACAGCACAGUCUCAGUCACAGCCUCAAUCACAGUCUCAAUCAGAGUCUCAGCCACAGUCUCAACCACAGUCACAAUCACAAUCACAGUCACAGUCACAGUCACAAUCACAGUGCCGCAUUUAAGGAUCAUGGACAUGGCUUGCACGAUGAACCGCCCGAAGCUUCAGAUUUCGACAAGGAUUGCAAUGGACCGCUCAACUUGCAUCACAACAGCAGCACGGGCAACGACAAUAACAUAUCCAUGAAAUCCGAGCCGCUCUCCGAAGGUGAAUUCAAUCCUGAUGACAUACAGCUAAUGCAGACCAACUACAAUGGUGCUCAGAACUUUUACUCGCCGAGCAUAGAUCAGAAUAUUCUGCAUCCGGAUGUGAUUGUGGAUACGGAUAAUCUAUCCGAUUGCAGUUCAUCGGCAUCGCUGAAGAGCGGCAAACGGAAGUUGUCCACAUCAACGGACGGGGAUAGCACCAACUACGAGCUAAUCGAGUAUCUAAAGCGUCGCGAGAAGCGAGACGAGGAGCUGCUCAAGCGUAUGGAUGCACGUGAGGAGCGUUUCAUGAAUCUGCUCGAGCGCACAGUCAUUGCCAUUGAGCAGCUGGCAGCGGGCAAGGCUCAAGCGGUAGUUGCCAGCAAAGCCACCGAAACGGAAACAGCGACGAAAACUGACUUGGAUGCAGUUUCUCCAGCAACAGAACUGCCUCUUCAAUGUGUGGAAACGGACGAUGUCAUAGAUGCAGAUAUUGCGGCAGAGGAGUCAGAGGCGGAGUCAACAGGAGUCGAAGUUGACCCAGAAACGGGAGCAGCAACUGCAGUGGCAGUAGAGACAAAAGUAGUUGACGUAGAAAAUGGAGUAAAAAUAGGAGCAGAAGCAGAGAGUGCAUCGAAUCAAACGUAAAACAAAGAACAAAAACAAAAACAAAUUGAAUGCAGUGCCAAAGACGAGCUAUGGCUCGGAAUCUAAAUGAGAUUUUGCAACGUUUACUUAAUA
Drosophila hydei is the source of this 2010-nucleotide messenger RNA. RefSeq lists its product as uncharacterized. NCBI's taxonomy places the organism in Eukaryota, Metazoa, Arthropoda, Insecta, Diptera, Drosophilidae. Bases 208 to 1917 code for a protein of 569 amino acids. The transcript is spliced from 4 exons. The record is from RefSeq and is a predicted model, not a curated record.